AUGAAGAUGUUACAGGGAACCGAGGAGACCACAACAGACAGAAAGUUCCUCAAAUCCCAGAUGGAGAAACGUCGAAGGGAGAGAAUGAAUUGCAGUCUGGAGCAUCUGAGGACCUUGUUGCUGCAGGAGCCACCACAACUGACUGCGGCUCAGCAAAAACUGGAGAAAGCUGAGAUACUCGAGCACACGGUCCUCCUUCUCCAGAGCAGCAUAAUGGGAGCCGGAGGAGGAGGAGGUCAGAGACAAUCCUUCCAAGACGGCUUCUCCUCCUGCCUGCAGAGAGCGGCUCAGUUCCUGGGGCCUCGGGGGAAAGGCCUGCGGCUCGGAGCGUCGCUGGACGCACGUUUUGCCGCUCGCUUCACCUCUUCAGACUCUGACCCCACUGGCGUCCCGCUGAGAACCGAGGCCCGAUCCUGCUCCAGCUCGCUCACACAGACCAGGUCCAUUCUCCGGAUGCUCAGACAGAAGUCGAAGCUCAGGCUGCAAACACAGACCCUUGCUGACAGGCACACAGGGACUCAGCCGGGCCAAGCCGAGCUGAGCCGAGCCGAGCCAGGCCGAGCCGGGCCGAGAUGUCCAGCUGGGACUGUUGCUGUGCCGAGCAGCGAGUUCAGAGCUCUUUUUAGUUUGGGCCUGAGGCCUGAGGGGGGGGGGCUCGGCGUCCUGCGGAGCGACAUCCCUUCAGGUGUGAAGUCUGGCCGGGAGGUGAAGGAGUUGCAGUAG
Messenger RNA from Limanda limanda (common dab), 723 nucleotides. RefSeq lists its product as uncharacterized. Gene Ontology annotation, molecular function: protein dimerization activity; RNA polymerase II cis-regulatory region sequence-specific DNA binding; DNA-binding transcription factor activity, RNA polymerase II-specific. The transcript is spliced from 5 exons. The coding region runs from base 1 to 723 and encodes 240 amino acids. Gene Ontology annotation, cellular component: nucleus. Gene Ontology annotation, biological process: regulation of transcription by RNA polymerase II; regulation of neurogenesis; anterior/posterior pattern specification. The record is from RefSeq and is a predicted model, not a curated record. Lineage: Eukaryota; Metazoa; Chordata; Actinopteri; Pleuronectiformes; Pleuronectidae.